Messenger RNA from Pseudogymnoascus destructans, 764 nucleotides. RefSeq lists its product as uncharacterized. The coding region runs from base 134 to 454 and encodes 106 amino acids. NCBI's taxonomy places the organism in Eukaryota, Fungi, Ascomycota, Leotiomycetes, Thelebolales, Thelebolaceae. The record is from RefSeq and is a predicted model, not a curated record. The transcript is spliced from 3 exons.
CCAGAAACCUCACAACAACACCGUCCCGCAACACCUUCCACAUCCCCAAACCCGCUCAUCACAGUCGCCUCAUCUGCGCGAUCCUCACCGCAAAAUCUCCACGUCCCCAGUCCCAUCAAUCCCAUCUCCAAAAAUGGCCCGCGAAACCCGCGCCGCGACCGGCAACUCGCGCCCGCGCAUCUUCGAGGCCCCUCCCUCGCCCGUCGCGCCGCGCAAGCGCGCUGCGCCCAAGCCGAAAGCCAAUACGACUGCGAAGCGCGCGCCUAAGAAGGCUGCUGCCGCGGGGAGCAAACCGGUGGGUGUGAAGAAGUCGGCGGCGGCGCCGAAGGCAGGGGCAGCUGCAGCUGUUAAGGCGAAGGUGGAGAAGGUGAAGAAGGUUGUGGAGAAGAAGGCUGCACCAGCCAAGAAGGAAAAGGCCCCAGCGGCACCCAAGACCGUCGUCGCGAAGAAGUAGACGCGUCUCUACCCGCCUCAUGGACACCGCACCGCCAUCACAUACAAGAAAACGGAAGGCGGACCGAGGUUAUAUAAGGGUUGGAAUGGGUUAUCCCACUUCAUCUUCCGUCUAAAUGACUUGUCUAUAUCUGGCUCUCUCUCUGUCCUUUUUAUAUUUUCCUUUUUGUGCUUUUUCGGAGCCGGGUUAUGGGCCUAUAUCUCGCUUUUCAUGUGCUCCUCUUUCGAUGUUUUCUAUUAAGGUUUGGGCUGAGGGAGCGACUUAUCAGGGUUUUUUAUGGGGAGGAGCGUUCGAGCAAUCGGGUUAUAGU